Eremothecium gossypii ATCC 10895 is the source of this 5343-nucleotide messenger RNA. It is a transcript of the gene FKS3, whose product is annotated as putative 1,3-beta-D-glucan synthase. Gene Ontology annotation, molecular function: 1,3-beta-D-glucan synthase activity. Gene Ontology annotation, cellular component: 1,3-beta-D-glucan synthase complex; plasma membrane. NCBI's taxonomy places the organism in Eukaryota, Fungi, Ascomycota, Saccharomycetes, Saccharomycetales, Saccharomycetaceae. The record is from RefSeq and is marked provisional. The transcript has a single exon. Gene Ontology annotation, biological process: (1->3)-beta-D-glucan biosynthetic process; fungal-type cell wall polysaccharide biosynthetic process. The coding region runs from base 1 to 5343 and encodes 1780 amino acids.
AUGAACUUCCAGAAUCCAAGCCCCGCGUUAUCGCAGACGGACUUGCAGUACCCGGCAUGGUGCCAGGACGACCAGGUGCCGGUGACCAAGAGCGAGCUCAAGGACAUCUUCGACGACUUGGCACGGAAGUUUGGGUUCCAGCAGUCUUCGAAGGAAAACAUGUACCACCACUUGCUCACGCAGUUGGACUCGAGGGCGAGCCGGACGACGGCACAGGCAGCGUUGAUCUCGUUGCACGCGUCGUACAUCGGUGGAGACUGCGCGAACUACAAGAAGUGGUACUUCGCGGCACAGUUGAAUCUCGACGAGGAGAUAGGAUUUUCCAACAUGAGGUUGCAGGGCAAGUCGCACAAGCGCAACAAGCGGAUUGCGAAGGAGAAGGGGAUCUCGAUCAAGGAGCAGCAGCGGUUGUGGAAGGAGCGGCAGGAGGAGUUCAUGAAGAACCACCCGAAGAUCGUGAUGACGCCGGGGGAGCGGGACGACGACUCGAGCUUCAAGGCGGCGGACUUCAAGUGGAAACUCCGCAUGCGCGACUUGACGCCGGCGCAGAUGGCGCGGCAGUUGGCGCUCUACUUGUUGGUUUGGGGCGAAGCGAACCAGCUCCGGUUCACGCCGGAGUGUCUCUGCUUCAUAUUCAAGUGUGCGUACGACUACGACACGCGCGUGUUGGAGGCGGGCAGCAAGGUGCCGGACAAGCAGGAGUUUGCGUACUUGAACGAUAUUGUUACGCCCAUUUACCGGUUUCUCCGGAACCAGAUAUACGAGGUGGGGCUACGCGGGAAGCUACUUCGGCGCGACAACGACCACAAAGAUAUUAUUGGCUAUGAUGAUGUGAACCAGUUGUUCUGGUACCCCGAGGGAAUAGAGAGGAUAGUACUAAAAAACGGAGACCGUCUUGUCGAUAAAUCAGCAGAGGAGCGCUACGAGUACUUGAGAGAAGUCGCCUGGGACAAAGUGUUCUAUAAGACUUAUCGCGAGUCGCGGAGCUGGAUGCAUUGCGCGACCAACUUCAAUCGUAUUUGGAUUAUUCACUUCGCCACAUUCUGGUUCUUCACGUCAUUCAAUGCGCCGACACUAUACACCAAGAAUUACAUUCAGUUAUUGAACAAUCAGCCCACCAUGCAGUCGCGGUUCUCGGCCAUAGCGCUUGGUGGUGCUGUAACAUGCCUUGUCCAAAUUGUUGCCACUUUGUUUGAAUGGACAUUUGUGCCUCGGGAAUGGCCUGGCGCACAGCAUUUGUCGAGAAGAAUGCUCGGCUUAAUCAUCUGUUUUGUCAUAAACUUCGGACCAUCGGUCUAUGUGUUUGGCUUUUUUGAUCUCGACGAGCACUCGAGGUCUGCAUACGUGAUAUCGAUCGUUCAAUUCGUGAUCGCCCUCACUACUACUUUUUUUUUUGCAAUGAGACCCUUGGGCGGCUUAUUCACGUCAUAUUUACAAAGGGGAAAACAUAAGAGGAGGUAUGUUUCUUCACAGACCUUCACUGCAUCGUUCCCAAAGUUGACUGGGAGAAGUAAAUGGUUUUCACGUGGCUUGUGGAUUUGCGUCUUUGUUGCAAAAUUCCUUGAAUCAUACUUCUUUUUGACGCUUUCGCUUAGGGAUCCCAUAAGAGUCCUAUCCAUCUUGGAUAUGAGCAGAUGUCGUGGCGACCGGCUAUUGCGUGACUUCUUAUGUCGUUGGCAACCAAGCAUCACGUUAUUCUUGAUGUUGCUGACGGACUUGGUACUAUUCUUUUUGGAUACAUACCUUUGGUACAUUAUUUGCAACUGUAUCUUUUCCAUUAUGUUGUCGUUUUCAUUGGGAACUUCUAUCUUGACGCCAUGGAAGAAUAUUUAUUCCAGAUUGCCAAAGAGAAUUUACACCAAAAUAUUGGCUACAUCCGAGAUGGAUAUCAAAUACAAGCCCAAAAUUCUAAUAUCCCAAGUAUGGAAUGCAAUUGUUAUCUCAAUGUACCGUGAGCAUCUCCUAUCGAUUGAUCACGUUCAGAAGUUAUUAUAUCAGCAAGUGGAUUCCAUAUAUCAAGACAAAAGAACUCUAAAGUCGCCCACUUUUUUCCUUGCGCAAGAUGAUUCUACCUUCAAGUCUAUGGAAUUCUUCCCUCGGAAUUCCGAAGCGCAAAGAAGGUUAUCAUUUUUUGCACAAUCUUUAUCCACACCUAUCAUUGAUCCAAUACCUGUUGAAUGUAUGCCAACUUUUACUGUUCUAAUCCCGCACUAUGCUGAAAAGCUAAUGCUAAAGCUAAAAGAGAUAAUAAAAGAGGAAUCUCCGAAGAGCAGAAUCACACUCUUAGAAUAUCUUAAACAUCUCCACCCCACAGAAUGGGAAUGUUUUGUCCAUGACACAAAGCUUUUGGCUAUCGAAAAGAGCGCGAGAUACAAACAUGAGAAAGAGGAGGGUUCCGAUGAAUCUCUGUCUCCGUCUAUGUCUGAUAGUGCGCCAGUUCCAGCUGGGAUCAAUAACGAUGUAUUGGAGGCAAGAAUAAAGGAUUUGCCAUUUUAUUGCUUGGGAUUCGGGGCAUCAGAUCCUGAGGACACAUUGCGGACAAGAAUAUGGGCUUCCUUGAGAACACAAACGUUAUAUCGAACCAUAUCAGGCUUCAUGAAUUAUUCUAAGGCCAUUAAAUUAUUGUAUCGUAUCGAGAACCCGUCAAUGAUACAAUUUUAUGCUGCAGAUGAAGAGGCGUUGGAUAACGAUUUAAACGCAAUGGCAAAUAGGAAGUUUAAGAUGGUUGUCGCUAUGCAGAGAUAUGCUCAGUUUACCCCAGAUGAGACAGAAUGUGUAGAGUUUAUUUGGAAGGCAUACCCAGAAAUUAUGGUAUCGUAUUUGUUAGAGGAGCCAAACCCGAAUGACCCCGAUGGAGAGCCCAUAUAUUAUUCCUGUUUGACAGACGGAACUUGCUCUGUCGAUCCCAAAACAGGAAGGCGUGAAAAUGUAUAUAAGAUACGUCUUUCUGGAAAUCCAAUUCUAGGUGAUGGUAAAUCAGAUAAUCAAAAUAACGCAAUAAUAUUUUAUCGUGGCGAAUAUAUUCAAGUUAUCGAUGCUAAUCAGGAUAAUUACUUGGAAGAAUGUUUGAAGAUCCGUUCGGUACUUGGUGAAUUUGAAGAGAUGGAAAUGGAUAAUUUUAUUCCAUAUAUUCCGGGAAUAGAGUACCAAGAGCAGCCACCACCGGUCGCUAUUAUUGGGGCUAGAGAAUAUAUCUUUUCUGAAAAUAUUGGUGUUCUUGGUGAUAUCGCAGCUGGUAAAGAGCAAACCUUUGGUACCCUUUUUGCAAGAACCCUAGCAGAAAUUGGAGCAAAAUUACACUAUGGGCAUCCUGAUUUCUUAAAUGCGAUUUUCAUGACUACAAGAGGUGGUAUCUCGAAGGCACAGAAGGGUCUACAUCUAAAUGAAGACAUAUAUGCAGGAAUGAAUGCUAUAUGUCGUGGAGGUAGGAUUAAGCACAGUGACUACUACCAGUGUGGGAAAGGCCGUGAUCUUGGGUUUGGAAGUAUCUUGAACUUUACCACGAAAAUUGGCGCCGGGAUGGGAGAGCAGCUAUUGUCUAGGGAAUACUACUAUUUGGGCACACAACUUUCAAUAGAUCGUUUUUUGACAUUCUUCUAUGCACACCCUGGUUUCCACUUGAAUAACUUAUUCAUCACAUUGUCUGUCCAGUUGUUCUUCCUAUUAUUGUUAAAUUUGGGGGCUUUGAACCAUGAAACUAUUACAUGUAUGUACAACAAAGACAUCCCAAUUACCAAUUUAGAAAGACCAAUAGGAUGUUACAACCUUCAGCCUGUUUUGCAUUGGGUUACAAUUUUUGUCUUAUCCAUUUUCAUUGUGUUCUUCAUCUCCUUUGCACCGCUUUUAAUUCAAGAAUUACUUGAGAAGGGAAUUUGGAAGGCCUGUUCGAGGUUCAUCCACCACUUAUUAUGCAUGGCCCCAUUAUUUGAAGUAUUUGUCUGCCAGAUAUACUCCAAUGCACUAUUUAGCAAUGUUACUUUCGGCGGAGCCAAAUACAUUCCAACAGGCAGAGGCUUUGCAAUUACUAGGAUGGAUUUCCACCAUCUAUACUCCAGAUUUGCGGCUACGUCCAUAUAUUCCGGGUCGAGAAUAUUUUUGAUGUUGUUAUUUGCCACAACAUCGAUGUGGCAACCGGCAUUAUUGUGGUUUUGGAUUACUGUUGUAUCAUUGAGUUUGGCGCCAUUUAUUUUCAAUCCUCACCAAUAUUCCUUUGUCAGCUACUUUGUCGAUUAUCGCAACUUCGUCAAGUGGUUAUUCCGGGGAAAUAGUAGAUAUCACCCAGAUUCGUGGUCAUCUUAUGUUAAAUCGUCCAGGUCGCAAUACACCGGCUAUAAAAAGAAGCUCAUUGGUGAUAAAUCUGAACUUAGCGUCCGGGAUACCAAAAAGGCUGCUAUCGGUAACUUAUUAUUUGCGGAGGUACUUAUCCCAUUUUUCACUGUUUUGUUUAGUGUCACUGCUUACACAUUUAUCAAUGCGCAGACGGGUGUAAGUGGCGUAACACCAACACAUGCACUUAUCAGACUUGCGAUCAUAACUUUUAUCCCUAUCAUUGUCAACGCACUGGUUUUAGGAAUGCUAUUUGGGCUUUCCUUCGCUGCUGCCCCAAUUCUAAUUUACUGUUGCCAGAGGACAGGAGCUGCUAUAGCCGGUAUUGCGCUCUGCGCUUCAGUUGCAGUUUAUAUCGUCGACUUUGAACUCAUGUGGUUUUUGGAGGGAUGGAAUUUCACGCGGGCGCUACUUCUAUUGAUCACUUGCAUCAAUAUUCAAAACUUUUUGUUUAAGAUAGUCUCCAUCUGCAUUUUAACGAGGGAGUACAAAAACAACAAGUCUCACAUCGCAUGGUGGUCUGGGAAAUGGUACAACACCGGAAUCGGGUGGCAAGUAAUCUUCCAACCCGCCCGUGAGUAUUUAGUUAAGAUCAUUGAGUCCAGCUUUUUCGCAGGCGACUUUAUCCUCGGUCACUGGUUGUUGUUCUUACAGACGCCAAUCCUUUUUUUCCCCUACAUUGACCACUGGCACUCCACCAUGCUCUUCUGGUUGAAGCCCGGUAACCUAAUUUCCGGUGAGUUGAUCUUCACCAACAAGCAGCGCAAAGCCAGGCGCUCCAUUGUUCGCCGUUAUACUUUGCUCUACUUUCUCAUUAUGACUAUCUUCAUUGCGUUGUUGGUGGCUCCAAUUGUUGCGCAACAAUACGUGCCGGAUGGCGCCAAGCUUUUCUCAGGCAGUCCACUUGAUGGCUUAGCACAGCCUAAUAAUCAAGACAAUAAUGACACUGACACCAAAGCACCCAGAACAAUUCUCAGGACUACGCCACGCAUGCCGCAAUUCAAAACGGUCAGGUAA